This is a messenger RNA of Salvia splendens (bonfire salvia), 1605 nucleotides long. RefSeq lists its product as uncharacterized. Lineage: Eukaryota; Viridiplantae; Streptophyta; Magnoliopsida; Lamiales; Lamiaceae. The record is from RefSeq and is a predicted model, not a curated record. The transcript has 2 exons. The coding region runs from base 417 to 1274 and encodes 285 amino acids.
CAUUCCACUAACUCAUUCAUCUAGCCCGGUAUACUAAUAUUUUGAUAUGUUUCUCCAUCCCUAAUUGCUGAGUAGUGGUGGGGCUUGAAAACCAAAAGAAAAUGGUAGCUCUGAGUCGAGGAAAAGUUAGUUGUACCUUAAGUGCACAUGGAUAACACCAACAACUGUAUGACCAAAAACCUUAACGUAACCUUGAAAACAGAGGUGGGCGCUUUGCUUGCCUAUGUCAAAAAGAAGUAUAUGAAUCACCUCUAUUAAUAUACUAUCACUCAAAACAACUUAAUUUAAUAACAAUCACACGCUAAUCAUCAGCCUACUCAGUCACAAUCAUGUGCCUUUGAUUCCAUUCUCACUCUUCCAUCUACAUCAAAUCUACACAUACUUAAAAAUAGCAAAAGAGAAACAAGAAAUUGACAAUGGCAUUGAAAAGCAGAGAGCCAGCUUCUAUGCUUGAAGGUGAUGGGCUUUGCAUCAGCAGAAUUCUUGCUAGAGAAUCAUCAGUGGGGCAAUCUUCACGUGUGUUUUAUCGAUCCAACGAAGGCAUUCCGUUUCGAUGGGAAAUGCAGCCAGGAACAGCAAAGAAUCCACAGCAAGAGGAGCAAGUUAUUCCUCCUAUUUGCCCACCACCACUCAUGCAGUGCUUAGGCCUCCCUCUCCCCAAUCUCGAUGAGCCGGAGCCACCGCGGCUGAAAACAUCCAUGAUUUGGAGGCUGAGAAAAGUGCUGAAAAAAGGAAUCACCACGAAUAUGAUAAAGAAGGUGCGUGGAAUAAGAAACAAAGAGCAAGAGAGCUCUAGAUUCUCUUUAACCUCCGAUGUUUCCAUGGUCGAUUCUCCCUUCUGCUGCAGCCCUUGGAACAUUCCAGCCAUCCUGGAAGAAGGGAACACCAGAAUAUACUACUGCAACAUACACAAGAAUGAAUUCGCCGUGGAAGAAGGCGAUUUAUUUAUGAGCAGAAUUCUCUCCCAAGUUUCCGCACCGGAGCAGUUUUCCGACCCGCUGCACGGCGGGGAUUCAGCGGCGGGCGUGCCGUUUGGAUGGGAGAUGCAUCCAGGCACGCCCAAGGUGGCGGCUGAGGAUGAGCUCAUCCCGCCACCCAGCCCUCCGCCAGCGGCGCAAAGCCUGACACUGCCGCGGCCUGCGCCAGCUGGCGGAUAUAUGAAGACGAAGAGCUCGGCGUGGAAGAAGGCUUGGCUCUGGAUAAGGUGGCGCGGUGGGAAAACGGAAACAUUGAAAAUGCAGCACGAGAUCAGCUUUAGGUAUAAUGAGAAAUGAGGUGUUGAUGAUCCUUCUCCUCCUCCUCCUCUUCGGAAAACCUCGUCGGUUGGGCCGCUGCCGAGAAGCUGCGGUUGGAGGGUGUCGAAGAUUCGGAGGAAUUUGGCGGGGAGGUGUGGGCCUUGGAAGCGAAGAGAGUUACUUGUUUUUGCUGGGAGAAAGUGAAACUCCUUUGUUGUCGUAGUGCUUGUUUGGUAGCUUAGAUAAGACCAAGAUAUAUAAGUGAUAUGGGCUUAUUUAACCGUAUGGUAGAUAAGAUGAAGCCCAUAUUAGACACUAAAAGCGCAUUUUACUUUAAUUAUCUUGUGUUAUUUUAACACGUCUACUAAAC